AUGCAAAAAUCGGAAGAAACUUGUGAGGUUGUACAAUCUCAAAACGGAAAAGACAAAUUAAAUGUUCAUGGGUAUCUAAUAGUUAAAGAAAAAAAUGUUGGGAAUAAAUAUUAUUGGUGCUGCAAAUUUAGGAAGUCAAAAAAAUAUAAUGGCUAUACAACAACACUUUUAAUUAAAAACUUGCAUUAUCUGCAAGACAUGUCUGAACAUAAACACUUGCCUGAUGCUAGCCAUGUAGAAGUAGUUAAAGCUAUUACUGAAAUUAAAAAACAUACCUCUCAAAGUAAAGAAAAGCCCAUACAACUAAUUCAAAAUUAUAUGGCUACCCUUCCAGAAGAUAUUAAACUCUUUUUGCCAUCACACAAUGCUCUUCGUAAAGCAGUUGUUCAUUUUAGAAAAACUGUACAAUUACUACAAUUACAACAUGCUUUGGACUUUGAUCUUCCACUCACACUUUGUAAUACUUUAAAUGUAGAGCUGAGCAUUUCACAGAUGCAAAACUCCAUGAAAGCCUGGCACAAUAGGUGGAAUACUAUAGUUGGAAAGCCAAAUGUAAGUGUAUAUACGUUGAUAGAGGAAUUACAAAAGGAACAGCAAAAUGUUGAUAAUCAAGUUGUGCGCAUUCUCCAAGGAGAGUUGAGACUCAGGCCAAAUCAAUAUUAUAUUGAAAAGAAGAAAAGAAUCAUGGCUAUAAAAAUUGGCCAGUUAUGA
Dentiscutata heterogama is the source of this 711-nucleotide messenger RNA. The record is from the annotation of a GenBank genome assembly. NCBI's taxonomy places the organism in Eukaryota, Fungi, Glomeromycota, Glomeromycetes, Diversisporales, Gigasporaceae.